Messenger RNA from Trichobilharzia szidati, 747 nucleotides. NCBI's taxonomy places the organism in Eukaryota, Metazoa, Platyhelminthes, Trematoda, Strigeidida, Schistosomatidae. The record is from the annotation of a GenBank genome assembly.
AUGGCUAUUGAGCAUAGGGCUCAUGAUAUUCACGCUCAAAGUACAAGCAAUGCAAAUCCACCGGUAACAACGGUAACAUCAACAUUUAACAGUGGAGUAGUAGUAGUGACAACAACAACAAAUACUCACAGUAUAGGCAACAGUAAUAUCUCAGCUGAUAGAUCGUCAUCACACGAUGAUAAUGAUGAUAACUCUGAAGGAGAUGAGGAAGAGGAAGAGGAAGAAGAAAGCGAUGGCGACGGCGAACAUGACGAUGAUUCUGAAAAGACACAACCCGUAGAAACAUCAAGAGAUAUGCUUCGAAACUCUCGUGAAACUAAAAAGGUGUUCAUUAGUGAAAAGCUCAACUCUACUACUACUACAGAUAAUAUUCAUAAGGAUGGAGGAAUCAAAUGUCCAACAUAUGAUGAACAAGAUCUUAAAAGUGGCGCAGACUAUGAAAAAUUGGAUUCAGUGAAAAAAUCCAAAACAUUAACAACUAACAAUCCUACAAAUUCUACAAAACAAUCAGCAACUGUGUUGUAUAAGGCGGAGAAUGAUGGCAGUCUGGAAAAUGCUAAAGAUGCAUCUAUGCGUAAUUUAGCCAAGCGGACACUUACUAUCGGAAUACCAGGAUUACGUAGUUCAAGUCAUAAAACGCUAUUCAUAUUUUCUGAAGAAAAUGCUAUCAGGAAAUAUUCGAAAAUUAUCAUUGAGUGGGGAUAUCCUUUUUUCUCAAAGAGUCAUAAUAUUAUUAUUAAUAAUUGA